AUGACGAGUAUGACGAAAGACUAUUACGAGCUGGAUCCUGACGGAGAUGUCACCUUCGUUUUUACCAGGAUUGAUCCAGACACUGUGAAUCAAGCUCCCGGCCCCAAGAAUGCCCCACACGAGUCCACCAAUGCUCAGGUUACUGGUGGCUCAGUCGAAAGGGCCUCGAGUUCGGUUGCUGGUAAAAAAGUCCAGAAAUCUAAGCAGCGUGUCAGCACCUCUCCAGUAUUCAAGAAUAUGUUGCAUGGGCCGUGGAAAGAAGCCCAGGGCCUUCGCCUUGGAGACUCGGAAAUAGAGAUGGACUGGCAGAACGUGGACGCCAUGCUGUUAUUGAUGAACGCUAUUCAUGGGAAUUGGCCUGAUAUUCCUCUCGAUGUGAGUCUUGAGAUGCUAGUGGAGAUGGCUACUCUCGUGGACUAUUACAACUGCCGGAAGGCUAUCCACCACGCAUUAGAAGUGUGGAUUCGAAAUUUACUGGGUGGACUUGCAAAUGCAUCCUCUGACGACACUGUUCGGUGGAUUUGGAUCUCGUGGGUUCUGCGACCCACUGAUGUAUUCCGCGAUGCAACAUAUCGCGCUGUUACGCAGAGCAAGGGUCCGAUCUCCACCAUUGGUUUGCCCAUUCCUCAGCCCAUUAUAGAUGCGAUCGAAAAGAGACGUGAACAAGGCAUCAAGACUACAUUAAACUCUCUUCGUCGUCUAGUCAUCGAUCUGUGGGAUGGCCGAAAGUCAUGCUCCUUUGAAUGCGACUCAUUCCGACUCGGUGCUCUCAUCAAACAAGUACAUGGGAAGGGCUUCCUACGGGCGACAGAUGAAGGCACUAUCCCUAGUAUUAGUCUCGAUCAACUAAAUAACUUCCUUGUCGACAUAAAGAGCCCAGCAUGGCGCGAGGUUACUGGAAAACGCGUCGCGAUCAUGACCAGCACCCCGAGCAUCCUUGCACCCUACAGUCUCUGA
Aspergillus pseudoviridinutans is the source of this 957-nucleotide messenger RNA. RefSeq lists its product as uncharacterized. The record is from RefSeq and is a predicted model, not a curated record. The coding region runs from base 1 to 957 and encodes 318 amino acids. Lineage: Eukaryota; Fungi; Ascomycota; Eurotiomycetes; Eurotiales; Aspergillaceae. The transcript is spliced from 3 exons.